AUGGGCAAAAAGUCCCACAAAUCCCAAGCGGCCACCUCACAAGACAUGCAGGACAUUGGAGUGCUGCUACAACGCACACCAAGGCCCAGGGAGCAGGAUCAGACUGAAACAGGGGCCCAGGACCUUAAAGAGACAGGAGGGGUGAGUAACACCACACAAGGGCCACCUCCAACAGGGCUCCAGACAACGCAAACCUCGAAUAGCCAGGACCCUGCAACUAAGCAGGACAUCGACAACCUUUUUAACCGCAUCCAACAACUAUUCGCGGCAGACAUAGCUGUGGCUGACCUACAACAGCAGCUAACGGCAUUAACAGACACAGUUAAACAGCUACAGGGGUCCCACACGGAAACCUCGCUGAGAAUAGACGCUAUAGACGAAAGAGUACGCCAGAAAAAUAUCAAGAUACGAGGUGUUGCAGAAACAGUCACCCCUGAAGAAUUACCACACUUCAUAAGGAGAAUGGUGUUCAAACUACUCCCUGCGAAACAGGCCAAACAAUUCACGCAAGGUCCCCCAGGGCGCCAAAUACAGCUCCAAGGGACAUAAUCUUAUGCUGUGGGACGAGACAAGACAAGCAUGCCCUAUUGAAAGCAACAUACAACAAGACACCAAUGGACUGUGAGACUCACAAGAUCUCGUUUUUCCAAGAUCUUCAUCGUUCCACACUGACAUGGAGGAAAACGAUGCAACCCAUCACGCGAAAACUACAAGAUGGUCCACACCCAGAUCCCUUACGGUAUAUCUCAACGGCACACAGUUGAAGGCAACCGACGUGGCGGAAGCCACCACCUUCCUAGCAGCAGUGGGCAUCGAUGACACCACGCAAGAGCAGAGUGCCAGAGACACUAACAGGACUUGGGACAUGGAUAACAUUACCCCGUUCACGCCACGGAACGGUCAGGGUGAUGGGACUUAA
Molecule: messenger RNA, 919 nt
Organism: Pelobates cultripes (western spadefoot toad)
Lineage: Eukaryota; Metazoa; Chordata; Amphibia; Anura; Pelobatidae
Source: the annotation of a GenBank genome assembly